AUGGAUAGUCCACGAAACAUCACAGAAUUUUUCAUGCUGGGACUCUCGCAAAACUCCGACGUACAGAGAGUUUUAUUUGUGUUCUUUCUGAUUGUCUACCUUGUCUCUGUUGGGGGUAACCUACUUAUCAUGAUCACCGUUAUCUUCAGUCCCACCUUGGACUCUCCUAUGUACUUUUUCCUCUCAUGUUUGUCCUUUAUUGAUACUUGCUAUUCCUCUUGUAUGACCCCCAAGCUCAUUGUGGACUCCUUGUAUGAGGGGAGAGCCAUCUCUUUUGAAUGAUGUCUGAUUCAAUUCUUUGUUGCCCAUUUAUUGGGAGGAACUGAAAUCAUCCUGCUCACGGUCAUGGCCUAUGACCGCUACGUGGCCAUCUGCAAGCCCCUGCACUACACGACCAUCAUGACCAGGCAUCUCUGUGCCCUGCUGGUGGGGGUGGCUUGGCUUGGGGGCUUCCUGCAUUCACUGGUCCAGCUCCUCCUGGUCCUUCAGCUGCCCUUCUGUGGGCCUAAUGUGAUCAAUCACUUUGUCUGUGACCUGUACCCCUUGCUGGAACUCGCCUGCACCAACACAUACGUCAUUGGCGUGCUGGUGGUGGCCAACAGCGGUGUGAUCUGCCUGCUGAACUUCCUCAUGCUGGUUGCCUCCUACGUUGUCAUCCUGCACUCCUUGAGGCACCAUGGCGCCGAGGGGAGACGCAAAGCCCUCUCCACCUGUGGGGCCCACUUCACUGUAGUUGCCCUGUUCUUUGUGCCUUGUAUAUUUAUUUACAUGCGGCCAUCAUCUACUUUGUCCAUAGAUAAAAUAGUGGCUGUGUUUUAUUGUAUUUUGACACCCAUGUUCAAUCCCCUGAUUUAUACACUGAGAAAUGCAGAGGUGAAAAAUGCCAUGAAAAAUCUAUGGAAAAAAUGA
Molecule: messenger RNA, 909 nt
Organism: Hyaena hyaena (striped hyena)
Lineage: Eukaryota; Metazoa; Chordata; Mammalia; Carnivora; Hyaenidae
Product: olfactory receptor 140-like
Exons: 1
Biological process (GO): G protein-coupled receptor signaling pathway
Cellular component (GO): membrane
Molecular function (GO): olfactory receptor activity; G protein-coupled receptor activity
Source: RefSeq, a predicted model, not a curated record